Messenger RNA from Suillus subaureus, 843 nucleotides. RefSeq lists its product as uncharacterized. The record is from RefSeq and is a predicted model, not a curated record. The coding region runs from base 1 to 843 and encodes 280 amino acids. NCBI's taxonomy places the organism in Eukaryota, Fungi, Basidiomycota, Agaricomycetes, Boletales, Suillaceae. The transcript is spliced from 7 exons.
AUGAUACUGCCGAGGUCCCAGGUGGUGCAGAUGCGGGUGUGGGCUGUGGAAUUGGUGCUGAUGAUGUGGAUGUGGGUGCAGGCUGAGGCUGAACAGUUAGUAAUGAAGAUGAUCCUGCUAAGGUCCUGGGUGGUGUGGAUGUGGGUGUGGGCCACAAAAUUGGAGCCAAUGAUGUGGAUGCAGGUGCAGGCUGAGGCUGCAAAUUUGAGGCCUGGUACAUCGUCAUGGAAGCACAUUGGUGCAAGUGCAUACGCAACCUUGAAUCUCGAUGGGUCACAAUGUCUGAUUCAAACAUUCCAAUCAGGACCAGAUGUCCUGGGGUACUCCCCAUGCCGGGUGGCCUCAUGUAGUAGUCAGGGUGCGAUUGCUGGGGGUGCUGUGAUGGCAUGUGAUGGGGAGGUGCAUGCUAGAGAGGCAAAUGCUGGGGAGGUGCAUGGUGGAGAGGCAAGUGCUGGGGAUGCACAUGCUGGGGAGGUGGUAAGGAAGACUGAUCUAUGUGCCCAAGCUGAUAUCCUUAUCAGCUUGGAGAUUGUCGGAUUUAUCAGCUACCACACCAGUGCCAGUAUCAUCUUUGAUGAUCAGAAGCUGGAGUUCAUCAAGCUCGUCAUCAAUAACAUCAAGUUUAGAUUGCUCCUUAGGACAGAUGACUGUGAGAUGGGCAGCAUUUUCAGAUGCUUGCUGCUCAUCAUAGUUGAUCACUGUUUCAUCUCCUCCAUUUCCCAAGCAGAAGUCUCAACACAAGCCCAUCUGUGCUCUUGUGCAGCUUCCUUGUAUGCUAGCACACAGUGGACUCCCUCUCGAUUGAAUGACCUUAUGCCACAUGAAAAGAUGUUUAAAUUCUAG